This is a messenger RNA of Lingula anatina, 2283 nucleotides long. RefSeq lists its product as uncharacterized. Lineage: Eukaryota; Metazoa; Brachiopoda; Lingulata; Lingulida; Lingulidae. The record is from RefSeq and is a predicted model, not a curated record.
CAAGAAUAUGAUUGUCCUUUACAUGAACAAAAAUAAAGAUUUCCGAAAAGACUAUCCGGAUUACACUGACAUCAGCCACCUGGUGGCCAUCAGCUGUUACAAGGAACCAGUAGAACUGAUUGCAAGAAGCGUUCAGACUUUAGCAGACCAGACCGAAGUCGGGCGCAUCUCCAUGGUGAUUUCCUUUGAAGAGAAGACACCGGAAGUGCAAACAAAAUGCGAUAAACUUCGUGAGAUUUUUAAGGAUGCUGGUUUCGAGCGUCUAAUUUUCACCAUUCACCCGUUUGGUCUUCCAAAUGAGAUCCCAGGAAAGUGUUCCAAUGCCAAUCACGGCCUCCGUCAGGCGACGCAGGUAAUGCAAGAGGAGCUUGGGGCACACUUCAAUGCUGAAAAGAUUAUCGUCACCACUUGUGACGCCGACUCAUACUUCCACCCUAGCUACAUCGCAGCUCUGACUUCCAAGUUCAUGAAAGAGAAGACCCCUCAUGGAGUUUUAUUCCAGGCACCCUUGUUCUACAACUGGGGUUUGGAUGGAAGCAGCUUUGUCACCCGUGUCACCGGUCUUCUCCGUACCACUUUAAUGAUGGGGGCUCUCAUCCCAUUCAACAUCAAUUCCAUGAGCAUUUUCUCCUUUUCCCUGUGCUUGUGUAUUGAUGGAAACUUUGUUCACCCCGCCUACCAUAUGGAUGAUAUUAUCUGCCUGAUCCGAUGGAUGGGCGUAACUCGUCGCCGCCUCCGUAUUCCGAUGAUUCCGAUCCCUGUCAUCAGCGGACCCACAUCCGGUGAGACCGUGGAGCUAGAAGUGGCUGAGUGGGCGCGUCAAGCCAGAAGAUGGACCAUUGGUGCAGCUGAAGUCUUCCACUACUACGUAAUUAAAGCUGGUCGCAUGCCUUUCUGGCCUGCUUUCUCCUGGGGUCUUUGUUUCCUUUCCUACUACGGCAUCUUGCUUUGCUCGGCAGGGUUGUACAGUAUCUCUGCCGGUUUGUCCAUGGCUCUCCUUGUGAAAGACUCACCGUUCUACAUUAACUACGUGAUGUACGGUUUGGCUGGGCUCCAGCAACUCGCUUUUCUUGGGGUCUUCAUGAUGGACGUUUUCGGACCAAGAUUGAUGAAGGUCAAAGAGCAUAUUAGUUUCGUUCGUAACUUUCUUCAUUUUCUCCUCACCCCGCUGGUGCUAUUAGGGUACUCCUUGGUGGAGUUCUACGCCCUGCACGAGGUUGCUAUCAGAGGAAAAGAAGUCUGCAAACAUGGCGCAUCAAAGAAAAGUGCACUCGGAGUUGUUUAAUUGAUAGUCGUGUACAGACCUCAAAAGGAAGUCGUAAAAAAACUAAACCAGAGGGGCAAUCAUAUCAGUGGGGACCACGCUUGCAAGCUACACUCUUUGGGAAUCCGCAUGCCAGAUGUCGGUACUCACGUGCUUGUCUCAAUUGUCACAGUAAUUCAAGAGAAAUGUGUAUAAAAUAACCAGACAAAUAUCUAUGAACAUCUAUUGAGAAAAACAUUUAACUGUGAUCCUGAUACAGGGUAACCAUCUAAUCAGUUGAUAUUUUAUCAUAUCAUUGAUUAUAAUGAUGUUUCAUAACCAUUCUGUUCAGUUUUGAAUUGCACAUAACACGGCUUCAGUGACGGCUUUAUUUAUUGUCAACGGAGUUGUCGAUGGGAUUCAUGUUACAUUGUUCUGAACAGUCGUACUUAUAGACUCACUGUCUCAUUUAGGCAAAUUUAAUUCAUUCCAAAUACAUAACGUUCAUUUGUCAUUAAAUUAUUUUAACUUUAGAAGAAAGUAAAUUGACUGAAUAUUAAUACGUUUAUGUCGUUUGGCUUAAGUUUUAUCGUCUAACGUAAAAUCGUUUAUUAUAAUGUUACUGUUUAUAAUGUAUGCAUUAUGGAGGAGCGUAUUAUUGUAGUUUUAUUCAAUUUAAUUACACUAAUUACAAUAAGGUUUUCAUGAAGUUAAGGCUAACUCCAAAUGAGAACAUCUCUAUAAGAAACUCAAACUGUUUUAUCAUGGUUAUUUUUCUUAUCCUAUUGUUAUAACUUGAUUGUAUUAUAUUUAUUUUUUGCAUUUAGACUUCUGGUAAGCGACUGAUUGUUUUGCAACUGGCUUGAGUAUCACCAUUGUUUUAGUGGUGGAUUUGUUACAUCAUAACCGUGUAUUUCUGUGUGUAUAUAGCAUUUAACGUAUAAAUAACCUUAGCGCACUUAAAAUUCAUUUCAGCAUUUUUGUUGACGUUGAAGGCAAUGAAGUACGAAACAAUAAAGCACCUGUCCAAAAGAGAGUCU